Leptonychotes weddellii (Weddell seal) is the source of this 3045-nucleotide messenger RNA. NCBI's taxonomy places the organism in Eukaryota, Metazoa, Chordata, Mammalia, Carnivora, Phocidae. The record is from RefSeq and is a predicted model, not a curated record.
CAAAAGGAAGGGCAUGGUGUGGAUGGAGCAUCCCUCCCAAGAAGCCCCUGGAAGCCUGGUUCGCUCCGGGAGAAGUCUAGGCAGACAGAGUGGAAAGACAGUUGUAACCAAGUCCCCAGCAACUGUCGGGGUAAAAGCUCGGUGGGGGCUCUGAGCCCUUCUGACAGCACUCCAGAAGAUGAGGGAAGCUUCCAGACUGUGUGGGCCACAGUGUUUGAGCAUCACGUGGAGAGACACACAGUGGCUGACCAGUCGCGACACUGUCCCUCGGCCACGCCACACAGAGAUGUGGCAGAUGCCCAUGUCUCAGAAGCCAGACCCAGGCACGAGAGAAGCUCUUGGCUGGGGAAGGACCUGCCGGAAAAGACAAACCUCACGAAACAGAACUCCAGAUGGGUUGAAAAUCCCAAUACAGAGAAAUGGGGACAGACCACCCUUUCGAAUGGUGAACCCAAACAGUAUCACGUGCCCCUCCCGGAAGAACACCCUUUGGAUGAAAAACGCCAUAAAAACCCCUUCCUCCAACACUCCGAAAAUCCUCCCCCAUCCCAGAGGGUCGAGCCCAAGUAUGACAUCCUGCACACGGUGGGCAAGCGUGUGCACAGUGAGGCCGUCUCCACGGCGUUGGAGGAAAAAGCCGUGACCCUGAGAAGUGGCAGGUCUCAGCUCUCACCGAAGGAGAGACAGCAGUCCCAUGAGGUCACCCCUGCUGACCCAGAGCGCAGGCUGGGAGGUCAGGCAGGGUCUGUCCAAAGGGCCAGUUUGAUUUGGGAAGCUCGAGGGACUCAUGAAGUCAGUGGGCCAAAGCCGGACUUCCGAGAGCCGAAGGACACGUUUGGGGGCAAUUGCCUGUCACCCAAAUGGACAGGUGGGGUGACCGUGAACUGGCAUAAAGCCACUGUGGUGGCCAGUGAAGAGAAAGGCUCGGAACCGGGCCCCGAGAUCAACAGCGAGCGCUCAGCCAGGCCCUGCGGCCCCCAAGCCAGCUCUGGGAGGGCCACCCAGGCUGCCGUCUGGGAGGCCCUGCAGGAGGGGCCUGAUGAGGCCAGGAAUAAGUCAGGAGGCUGCAGCUCAGCGGGAGAAAGGGGUCCCCCCUGGGGGUGCCCUCUGGAUCUUCCUCCCAGGGGUAAGGACGAGCCGUCUGACUUCUGGGCAAGGUCGCAUCCAGAAGAGUGGGUGCAGAAGGGACCCCUCGCUGUGGCUGCUGGUGAGGGUGAGCCACAGCCGGCCCAGGCACCGGAGCCCGAGGCCAAGAUGCAGAAGGCGGGUCCCCUGGACCAGAGGUUCGAGAGGUGGCGGCGGCGGACGUUGCCCCACGACGUGAAGUUUGACGAAUUCAGCUUCCUGGCCCCAGAAAACUCUUGGAAGGUGGAGCAGAGACGAACAGACCAUUGGAGCCCCACCCCAAGUGCCUUAAGAAAACCUGAGCUAUCCCACCACAGGGUGGAGACCCAGGAGGUGAGCCCAGGUGCUUCCCAGGACCCGACUAGGCCAGCCGUGAAGCAGGGGUCCUCUUUGGAACCCAGGGCGACAUUUUUUGCAGUGACGUAUCAGAUUCCCGAUACUCAAAAAGCAAAGAGCGUUGUUAAGCCAGGGCCUGAAAACUUGAUGGAACAUUCUAGAAAAACAGUCCCACCUCCUUCUCAUCCUCUAACAUCCACAUUGGUUUCUCUUAACCAUGAAGAGCCACUGGAGGCCAAGGGCAGUAACAACUGGGCUAAGGGCAAAGAGCGCCAUAGCGCAAGCUGUUCAAAACCUCCGAAGCCAGCAGACCACCCAUCACCUCUUGGGUACAAGACUCUGGAUCCUUCUAGUGAAAGAAGCAUGGAUGCUGAUGCUUUAUGGAUCCGCUGGGGACCAGAAGAUGGCAUCGGUUUUCAGAGCAAUCGGAAGGAUAGUGGGAACAGGACACCCCCCAGCAAUGCCCCCAAAAGCCACCUGGAAGCCAGCGAUCUCCUCAUCAGAAGGGACCCUGAAGUGGUCAGUGCGAGGGUCCCAGGGAAAAUCAAAGAUGGCUACAGAUCCAGCGUUCUCGACAUUGACGCCCUGAUGGCGGACUACAAGAAGCAGGAGGGCCAGGAGUCAGUGGUGGGUACGCCCACAGCGUCCAGCGGCUCGACUUUGGAGAGGCCUGGCCGGCAAGGCAGGGUGGACCCAAGAAGGAGGAGCUCGAAGGAGAGGUCUGAAGCUGAGGGUCUCCGGAAACCAGCCAGUUUUGCCGAAGCAAACCACGGUUCCAGUCCUGGCUCCGGCCAGCAGCCAGCAGAGGCCCCAGGGGCAGCCGCGAACCCCACACUCAGCCCUCGUCUGUGGGCUUUGCCACUCUCAGCUCCUAAUGAAAAGUAUCCAGGGGCCUCUUCUGGCCCCGCGGGUCCCUGGGGACAAGUUUUGGGAACCCCUGAGGGUGACAGAAAGGAUUUGGUUAGUAAACCUCAGAGUGCAAAGUAUCCGAACUCCCCAGACGAGUCAAAGCCCACUCCCUGGGAGGAUCUGGGCAGUGGGGCCAGCGUGUUGGCCAGAUCCUCUCCCACUGACCAGAGGAAAGGGACCCCAAGGAAAUCCAUUGGGAGAGGAGAGGAGGACAGUGUGGUCCAGCGGGGUGAUCACUCAUACGACUGUGGCAGGUCACCGCUGAGUGUCAAGAGGGCCUAUUCGGAGAAGGGGCCCCCUGCCAAAGUCCGAGAGGGCCUGUCUGUCAUGCAGGAAGCCAGAGAGAGGAGGCAAGAGCAACCCAGAGGGAGGUCCAGCCUCCCCGGAGACAGUUCUGAGGCCAAGGAGGCCAAAAUGGGUCCCUGCCGGCGAGAGUCGGGGACUCGAGACGGUCAAAAGGACCUGGGGAAGGAGGAUGCCCUGCCGGACAAGGAGCAGCCACUCUGGCAGGGGUCCCCCGUAGCCUCGGGCCCCUGGAGGAGCCACAGUUUCUGCAAGGACAAGAGGAGCGGGCCAUUCGUGUCAAGGCUGGCCCAGGGGCCCAAGGAGGCCGAGGGUGGCGGGGGCCUGUCCAAGAAUCUGGUGUUGCCGGACUGGCUGCGCGGUGGUUCUUGA